Molecule: messenger RNA, 4822 nt
Organism: Macrobrachium nipponense
Lineage: Eukaryota; Metazoa; Arthropoda; Malacostraca; Decapoda; Palaemonidae
Gene: Pi4KIIalpha
Product: phosphatidylinositol 4-kinase type 2-alpha-like
Exons: 8
Coding region: 288-1751 (487 amino acids)
Biological process (GO): endosome organization; Golgi organization; phosphatidylinositol phosphate biosynthetic process
Cellular component (GO): plasma membrane; lysosomal membrane; trans-Golgi network
Molecular function (GO): 1-phosphatidylinositol 4-kinase activity
Source: RefSeq, a predicted model, not a curated record
AAGGAACGAUCGUAAAUGGGCGAAAUAUUGCGUUAAAUAAGUUAUUCUUUGGGGGGAAAACCCUCGCUGCGCUCAGGCGCGACUCACUUGUUCCGAUAAGGGAGUGACGUAAACAACCGAAGUGUCAUGGCGCUUUGUUAUGUUUUGGUGCGGAGGAGCAGCAGCAGGAGAACCAGCUGAUCGGAUCGCCUCGCCGCCCGAGCCACGCGAUGUAGAUAGGCCCCCUCGCCCACGACUUGGAAGAGGCGGCUGCGAGUGACCCGUGGGCCUCCCCGAAAAGUGGUUAAAUGACGUCAGAUACGGAAGAAGAGGCCACGACAGAAGCAGCAGCUGCGGCGGCGACGACGACGACGGUGGUGGUAGUCGCCCAUCAUCACCUUCCUCACCCUCACCCACCUCCUCCUCACCCUCCUCCUCCGGCCGAGGAUCGCAUCAGGUCCUUGUCCACUGCUUCCGAGGCCUCGGAAGACUCGGCCACGGCGCUCCUCCCCGACGUGACCUUCGGGCCCGCCAACCACACGGGCAUGGGCUCGCCCAGGAGCAACAGGGAGAGCCAGCCCCUCCUGGGGGCCAGGCACGAGCUGGACGAUUUCAAUCACUGGCCAGAUGAUCCCCACUUUACAGAUCUAGUAAGGCAAGCUGAAACGGCAAUAGAAAAUGGCAUAUAUCCAGAAAGAAUAUAUCAAGGUUCUAGUGGAAGUUAUUUUGUUAAAAAUAGUAAUGGGAAAGUAAUAUCUGUAUUUAAGCCCAAAGAUGAGGAGCCGUACGGUCGACUUAACCCCAAGUGGACGAAGUGGCUCCACAAAGUAUGUUGUCCGUGUUGUUUUGGCCGUUCGUGCCUCGUACCCAACCAGGGAUAUCUAUCGGAAGCUGGAGCGUCACUAGUUGACCAGAAGCUGCAGCUCAAUGUCGUUCCUAAAACUAGGGUAGUCAAAUUAGCUAGUGAAACAUUUAAUUACACAAGAAUAGACAGAGAAAAAUCAAGAGCUAAGAAGAUGGUGUCUGAGAGAUUCCCUAAGGUCGGCAGACAUUUCCACCGUAUCGGCCUGCCGCCCAAAGUGGGCUCCUUUCAGGUGUUUGUAGAGGGAUUCAAAGAUGCUGACUACUGGCUAAGGAGGUUUGAGGCUGAGCCCCUGGGUGAAACAACAAGUCGACAGUUCCAGCUGCAGUUUGAGCGCUUAGUUAUCUUAGAUUACAUCAUUAGAAACACAGAUAGAGGCAAUGACAAUUGGCUAAUAAAGUAUGACAAGCCUGAAUUAGAUGACCAAGGAGGAGAAGGAGAAGACUGGUCAUUGGUCAAGCCUCCAGAAGUGAAGGUAGCAGCAAUUGAUAAUGGUUUAGCAUUCCCCUUUAAACAUCCUGAUUCAUGGCGAGCAUACCCAUAUCACUGGGCUUGGCUGCCCUGGGCCAAAGUUCCUUUCAGUCAGGAAACCAGGGAUCUAGUUUUGCCACUGUUAUCAGAUAUGAACUUUGUGCAAGAGCUCUGUGAUGAUAUGAAAAGUUUGUUUGGGACUGACAAAGGUUUUGACCGUCACAUCUUUGAACGCCAGAUGUCUGUGAUGAGGGGACAGAUUUUAAACUUAACUCAAGCCCUCAGGGAUAGCAAGAGUCCAGUACAGUUAGUGCAGAUGCCAGCAGUCAUUGUAGAAAGAUCUAAAGGAAGAGUUGGUACGACAGCCCGCUUCAGGUCCUUCAGCGACACCUUCACGCAGUCGUUCCAAGAAAAGAGUCCAUUUUUCUCAUGGUGCUGAGUCAAGGCGUCACCAUUUCAGGCGAGUGUCUUAUACCCAAGAGUGAUGGACUGGCUAUGGUUAUUUUUGCGAAUUGUUACCUAUAGCGCAGAUUAUAUAUUGUCUUUUUAUAAGAUGGCAGUUUUUUAAGGAACUCUCUUUUUUGAAGGUGUUAUACAUUUAUAUGUGUAUAGUCAAUAUAAGAUGAAAUUGAACCAUUGUUUGUGCUCCUUUAUCAAAGUGCGUGCUACUGUGCGUCAUGUUGAUGGAUCGUAUUAACUAAGUGAAUUUUUUUAAAUUGUUUUUUUCCCACUUUUAAUGAAGGGAUUGCCAGGAAAGCACAAAGUGAUGAUGUCAGUUUUGUUUCAUCCGCAUAGAUUGGAAAUUGCAGCUUGCAGAGGGUCUUAAGAUUUAAAAAAAAUUGCAUCAGACAUGGUACAACAAGCAAGGAAAAAUGUAGGCAGUUUUAGCGUAUUUAAGUCGUUUUAAUCCUGCUCGUGAAACACAUUUUCCAGACAACCGAUGAAAGGGAUCAUAUAUCUGAUUUAACCGUUAUGGCCUAUUAACUCGCAGCUUAUGUCAGAUCUCGACUUUCCUUGAGUGGGCAUAGAAGUUACGGAAGGCACUUCUCAGGAGUGCUUUGUUAAAACCAGGAAUCUGCAUGGGUUUGCAUUGAGUUUAGACAUGAUUAUUUAGACCAUAAAAUCCCAGAUUAAAUAACGGUAAAGGACUGCAGAGGUUAAAUUUCAAAUAUUCCAGACUGAGCUAAUGUUCGUUUUUCUUCUGUUAUAUACUAUCCUUAUUUUGAUUUCAUGAAUGUCUUAAAGUAAUCAAACAAAUAAGAUUUUUGACAUGUAAUUCUGCUUCAUUAUCUUGAUUGUGUUUUUUCCUCCUCAUUUGGCGUUCAAGUGGAGUGUCAACAGAAUUGUAAAAAGGUGUUGGGGGGAGCCAUGGCUGCAUGUAAAUAUAAAAUACCAAAGACCCGUGAUAACAAAAUAGGAGUCCUGACAUGUUGAUUUGUAUUUUUCUGUCAGUUUCCUAAUAUUUCCAGGUUUGAAAGAUGCAAUUUCACUCGGCCUUCUACAUUGGCUCCCCUGGUGUAGCAUGUCAGAAUUUCUUCUAUUUACUCUUUACCUUGUUAUAAAGAUGUACCAAUGUAUCAUUACAAUAUAUGAGUAUAUAGUAUAUAUAUAUAACUUACAAAUGACAUUUACAAUAAUCUGUAUUGCACUUCCGUAAACCACGUUUGCACGACUCCCAUACCGUGUCGUCAUGAUGCAACAAGCAGGAAACUGGGAAGGAAAUGCUGGCUUUUUUUACCUGAUUUAAACUAUCAAGCUUCUUUUGUCAUAUUUCCUGCAAACUUUAAAUUAAAACAAAAACAUUCUGGUGUCAGACAAUUUAUAGUAUUUAUUUAGCUUGUAGGGUCUUCAGAGAAGUGUCAUUCUUUGUAGGGAGAGAAGGUUUGUCUCAGCUAUAUUCAAACCUUGGAGGGCAUUGUUUUAAUCUUGCUUGAAUUUUCUUAAAUGCAAAAGAAAUAUAUUAUUGAUAAUGAAUCAUUUAGAAAAAGUCCUUUGAACUGGAGGGCGGCUUCCAAGGCUUGUUAUGUAUUACCUUUGGCAGUUGCUGUUGACAUGUAUUUUAUUUUGAUCAGCGUAUUCUUUAAGGUGUCCUUAUCCUAAGAUAUCCUGCCUUGUAUUGUGUGUCUGACAGGAAGAUUAUAUCUGAAGGUUUUCAAUAUUCAUAUCAGUAUUUUCCCCCAAGUUAUUUGAUAGGUGAACUGCUUAGUUGAGAAGAAUUUUAUUUUGAAAAUGCUAAGGUAGUUGGAAGAGGGUUGAAAGUAUGCCUGUGAAGGUCUGUCUAUAAUUUUCAUCAAGUAGUUGUGUGUAUAAUAAUUCAGGAGGUAAAGUGGAUACUUUUGUUACAUAAAUAGUGCUUAACAGUUUUGGAAGUACUCGUACAGUUAAUUCUAGCUGUUUGUUGCAUUUUAAAAAAAGGGCUUCUGUUCAAAAUGAGAAACUUUUUUGAAGCUAUACUGUUCAUGAUUAGGUGGUUAGAAACUUGUAAUUUUUGACCUGUGUAUUGUUGGAAUUUUUAUUAAAUAUUUUUGCACUUGAUAUAGAAUGGAAGGUUAAAUAAAUCAAAAAGGCCACAAGAAGGAAAUAUAGAUUUUGGUGUACCCAACACCAUUAGUAUUUUGCUGUGGAUUGCCUUUGUGCUGCAACGUUGAACAUGCAAAUUACACACCAUGCAUGUUUCUCCUAGAAGUUGUAGGCUAUCAAGUAACUUGGGCUUGGAAGUCAGUAAGAUAACUAACAGUGGAAAUGGAGAGAGAAUGGAUCUAGUGCCACUUUUAACAAUGCAACUUAAAGAGGCUGCAAUUGUGACCCUUAUAGCCACUGCAGUGAUUUUAGCCUAUCGUUACUGUACGGGUUCAACUGUGUGCAGUAGAUUAUUUGGGCUCCUUGAAUAGAAAGUCCUCCUCGGAAAGUGCGUAUACCAUAGAGGCAAAGAGAAUGUGGCCAGUUGUAGCUUCACCAUUUAUCUAUUAAGGUUUUUCAUAAGUAAUGUUACUCACAUUGAGUAAAGUAUAUUUUUACAUAGAAUAUUAGGUUAAUAGGUUUCAGUCGUCUCCAGUUGAAAUGCAUCAUUACCAGUCUAAAAAUAUUCUUGUCAUGUGCAUUUUCUGUCCAUCAGAAUUAUGGUUAGGUAACCAGUAGGGUUUAAAUAAAAAGAAGAAAAAAAAAAAAAAAGUCCUUCUCCUCCUGAGAAAAGAGAACAUUUAAUAAUUACCAAGGGUUUUUUUUCUGAAUGUCAAAUGCUGCUUUUGCUUGUAUAUUAAUUGUGAAUUCUGAAACAACUCUUGAUGUGGGGAGCAGCACCUCCUGCUCUCUGGAAUACUCUGUGAUAAUGUGUUGAUAAGACUGUAUAGCACUGUAUGGAUAUUACUUCAUAUUCUUCUGUACUGUCCAUGAUUCAAGUGGUGUUUUAGAAUCCUGAUUUGUAGGUUUCUUUAGAAUAUAUAUGCAGCAAUUUCAUGUACCAAGUCAUUUUGUAUUAAAAAAAGUUUUCAAUACAAAGAACUACCAUUA